UUUUGUCAUUUUUUUCAGCCGGCUCUCUGCGUAUCUUAUUUGCGUGUAAAUUGCUUACGAUGGAGCUUCUCUGCAAAGUGCAGACUUACGACUGGGGCAGUCGUGACCCCAACUGCCACGUACACCAGCUGUCCCGCAAAAAUGACCCCACCAGGGCUGCCGAAUCGAUCACAGGCGGAAAACUGGACCGACCUCACGCAGAAAUUUGGAUCGGAACCCACAUCAAUGGGCCGUCUGUCCUCAAAGAGAACGGAAAAUUGCUCUCAGAAUAUAUUACGGAAAAUCCAGAGAGUGUCGGGGAGAAGACGAAGGAGGGGUUUGGGGUGCAGCUCCCUUUCCUGUUGAAAGUUCUGUCUGUGAGCAAGCCGUUGUCCAUUCAGGCUCAUCCCCUCAAGGCACACGCAGAAGAACUGCACGCCAAGUUCCCGGACAUCUACAAAGACCCAAAUCACAAACCAGAGAUGCUGAUCACACUUUCAAAGUUCCUGAUGCUCAGAGGAUUCCGACCUGUUUCCGACAUCAAAAACUACCUUCAAUCUGUCCCAGAGUUGAGGGACGUCCUUGGUGCCGACAGCGCUGACUUCUUGGCUUCCUGCGAUUCCGAAACAGCGCAAGCAGCUUUGAAACAAGCCUAUAGGUCGCUGAUGACUGCCUCUGACGAGAAAGUUAGCCAUUGUCUUAAUCAAAUCUUGUCAAGAGUCAGCACUUUGGAUGAGGCAACUCGAGGUGCUUGUCUUGCCGAUCUGCUGGAAAAACUGCACAGUCACUUCCCAGGGGACGUGGGUUGUCUGAGCGUCUACUUCCUCCAGGACUACGAAAUGGCUCCUGGCGAGGCUGCUUUCUUGCCCGCUAACUUAAUUCAUGCUUACAUUGAGGGAGAAUGUAUCGAGUUGAUGGCUUGUUCUGACAAUGUCGUCAGAGGAGGUCUAACUCCAAAAUUGAAAGACGUCGACACCUUAUGUUCGAUGCUCGAGUACGAACCGGCCGACAAUUCCGCAAACAUGGACGUUCUCAAGCUGACUGAAAACUGCACAAAGUACAUUCCUCAUGGCAUCAAGGACUUUUCCAUCCUGAAUAUUAUGUUGAAGAAAGGGGACCCUGUCACGACUGUUGUCAGUAACGGAGGCCCGACUGUGGUUCUCUCGCUGGGCUCUGCUUUGUACUCGGUGGACAACGGCCCAAAAUUAACUCUGCAGCAAGGCCAAGCGCUCUUUAUCAAAGCCAGCCAAACCCUGAAUCUCCACCCUGAUCCUGAACAAGAGGCCAUUGCUCAAGUUGUAGUGGCGCAAUGCAACUUUUAAUUCUGUGGUCUCAAAAUCAAAUCCGGGAUGUAAACACUGCUCUUCUCAGGAUCGACCGUUCGUAGCUUGAAAUUUCUGAGCAUGGUUGAUAGAAGAGUUUUUUGUUCGAGCAUCGCAAACUUUUGCCCUGAAUAGAAAAUCGAUUGAUUAAAUUGUGAAAUUUCAAACUAAAGCAAUACCAAUGCAAUUUCUGGGUCCAGCACUGAAUGGAAUGUAGGCGUAAGGGUGUCGGCCAAGUGCAACUUCAGGCAGAAAUCUGUCCGGAUCGAAUUUUUCGGGGUUGGGGAAAACUUUUGGGUUUAGGUGAAUACUGAUUAUGUGCAUGUAAAUGCCUGUUCCCUUUGGAAAGGUGUAACCUCCUGAUUUUGAAAGUUAAUUUAAGGAGAUACUUUAAUUUUGUCCUAAAACUGACCAAAUUUGAGGUCAGUUGUGACCUGCCUUCCAAUCAUGAACACCGAGGGCCGCAGUCUCAAGGUUUCUUUGAUGACCCGUUCCAAAUACUUCAUUUGAUUUAAGUCGUUCAUUGUCGGUUUUCGGUCGUCGCCACCAAAAAUUUCAUCAAGUUCCUCCACGCAUUUUUGCUAAUUAUAUAACAAAAAUUACAAGAAAAGUUACUUUUAUAAAUUGAUGUUUUUUAACCUGGACAUCAGGGUUGCAGCCAAGGAAGUACAGCGCCCAGCUCAUAGCCAUGGCUGU
Messenger RNA from Neocloeon triangulifer, 1997 nucleotides. It is a transcript of the gene Mpi, whose product is annotated as mannose-6-phosphate isomerase. The transcript has 8 exons. Gene Ontology annotation, cellular component: cytosol. Gene Ontology annotation, molecular function: mannose-6-phosphate isomerase activity; zinc ion binding. Lineage: Eukaryota; Metazoa; Arthropoda; Insecta; Ephemeroptera; Baetidae. Gene Ontology annotation, biological process: GDP-mannose biosynthetic process; carbohydrate metabolic process. The coding region runs from base 60 to 1301 and encodes 413 amino acids. The record is from RefSeq and is a predicted model, not a curated record.